UAGCAAAUGGGCGAAAUGGAAAACGGGCGAAGUGACUGUAAAUCCAUCUCGACACAAGAACGAGCCAAGAACGACGUCUAUACCACACUCUGCUAUCCAUGUCUACCGUAAGAUCCGAGUACGUUGCUACCAACAUCCAAAUGCUUUGAAAGCAAGAAACCAGCCAGGCCGGCUAGUUCAUGAUCCCUUGAAUGUCAGCACCUGAAGUCAAGUAGUUGAACAAGCAAGUGGUCGGCAGGCACCAUGCCUCUUAGAUUUCUCUUAAGAUAUCUUGCAAAUAACGAGCAACUUAUAGAAAAGCUCGCCGAGUCUCGUGUCAUGAGGAGAAUAGCCCAGAUAACAGCAUACUCCAUUAAUAAAGCCCAGGCUAUGAGUCAUGAAGCGAUUGAGAAGGCAUCAGAAUCUGAGAUUCUUAAGAAGAUGGCCGACGAUACCAGACGGCGGGAAGAGAAGGGCACGAGACUCGCAUCUUUCACACAGAACUUUGCUAAAGAACUGAGGGAAGGGAUGAAGGACAUUGAGAAAGAGGUUAAAAAGAAACAGUUCAAGGAAUAAUAUGCAGGAAGUGUCUCUAUGACAACAAAAGAGUGCUUUUAUGAAGCAAGAAGGGGUCCAACUUGACAAAAAUGUGCAGCAGACGAACUUGCUGAAGACUGACACAUUUGGCUCCACUCAGGGUACAGGUUACCGGUGCAAGUUACCAGUCGGAACAUCCUGCGAUGUUUAUCACCCGACUGGUUUCUGAGCAUAUAUUCUUCCCCCCCCCGAGUACCUCCGUACAGUGUUCUUGGUAAUGAGCAUCUCCCCCACCAAAUUGAUCCCAUUUCUGCAUGGAUUGUAGCCUCGUGUUUUACUUUCUUAAAUGUGGCAUAGUCGGCAGCGACAGUGGGCACAGGCAUCGUUAGGAUUUUUUUCAUGGGAAGGGGGGGCCAAGGCACUUACCAGCAGCAAACUAAUACUCCAUUAACAGUGGAAAGGGGAUCACAUCUGUGGUAUUCUAUGCAAAUUGGUGAUUUUCCUGGACUUAUUAUUCCAACUUGUGUUUUUAAAGGGAAAUUACCUCCUUAAUUCCCCUCCCCCCGCAUUGCCGUCAAUAAAAUUCAAAGAAAAGUACCCAAAAAGAAAGUAUACCAAGUUCUUAUGUGUAUCUGGGAGGUGGAAAGAAUUCCAUAGAUGGAUGCCACUAGACACCCUGACAUUUGAUGGAUCCCAUUGUUUAUAGUGAAAAAUUUGUUUAAAAUCCUGUAUUAUCUUGGAAUUGUCAGGUUUUUAUAAUUGUACAGAUGUUUCAAUUCUAACGCUAUUUUUGAUGUCCAGAUAUUGUAAUUGGGUUCGAUAUGUACCGAAAAUAACUUGUGAAUAAUAA
Messenger RNA from Acanthaster planci (crown-of-thorns starfish), 1366 nucleotides. RefSeq names its product protein NCBP2AS2 homolog. Lineage: Eukaryota; Metazoa; Echinodermata; Asteroidea; Valvatida; Acanthasteridae. The record is from RefSeq and is a predicted model, not a curated record.